Molecule: messenger RNA, 1835 nt
Organism: Cuscuta campestris
Lineage: Eukaryota; Viridiplantae; Streptophyta; Magnoliopsida; Solanales; Convolvulaceae
Source: the annotation of a GenBank genome assembly
ACAGAUGUGAAAAGGCUGAUUGGCAGAAAGUUUGGUGAUAUAAUGGUACAAAAGGAUAUGAAGCUGUGGCCAUUUAAAGUCACAGCUGGCCCUGAGUAUGGGAAUGCUGAGAAACCAAUGAUAGCUGUGACUUACAAGGGUGAAUAGAAGACAUUUGCUGCUGAAGAGAUAUCUUCAAUGAUCCUCCAAAAGAUGAAGACUACGGCAGAGGAUUUUCUAGGAAAGCAAGUCAAGAAUGCUGUUAUCACUGUUCCUGCCUACUUCAAUGAUGCACAGCGUCGGGCUACGAAAGAUGCUGGUGUCAUUGCUGGGCUUAAUGUCUUGCGUAUCAUCAAUGAGCCCACAGCCGCUGCAAUUGCAUAUGGUAUUGAUAAGAAAGGAUCUGGAAGUGGUGAUUUUGCCUCAAAGAACGUUCUGGUUUUUGACCUUGGUGGUGGGACAUCUGAUGUAUCUAUUGUUGCAAUGGAGAAGGAUGCAUUUGAGGUCAAAGCAGUAAAUGGUGACACCCAUUUAGGUGGAGGGGAUUUCAAUAACAGAAUGGUGAGCCACUUUGUUGCUGAGUUUGAGAGGAAACAUAAGAAAGACAUUAGUUCAAAUCCAAUGGCCCUAGGGCGGUUAAGAGCUGCUUGCGAAAAAGCCAAGAGAAACCUCUCUUCGGUUACUGAUACGUCUGUAGACAUUGAUUGUCUCUAUGAGGGCAUUGAUUUCUCUUCGACCAUCACCCGUGCACGGUUUGAUCAAAUGAACUUGGAUCUGUUUAAUGCUUGUUUGGACCUAGUUGAGAAGUGCUUAAAAGAUGCCAAAAUGGGGAAGGUUGACAUUCAUGAUAUUGUUCUGGUUGGUGGGUCUACCCGAAUCUCAAAGGUUCAGUAUUUGUUGCAAGACCUCUUCCCUGGAAAGAAGCUUUGCAAAAGUAUAAACCCGGAUGAAGCUGUUGCAUGUGGAGCAGCUUUUCAUGCUGCAUCCCUGACUGGUGCUUGUAUGGGGGUGAAUAAGGAUGUUGUGCUUGUGGAUGUCGCUCCUUUAUCUCUUGGUGUUGCAGUGUUUAGCGGUGCAUUGUCGGUUGUGAUUCCAAGGAAUACCCCCAUCCCUACAAAGAUCACUAAGAGGAACUACACAACUGUUUUGGACAACCAAACCAGUAUUUGUGAAGAGGUGUACGAGGGGGAAAUGCCAACAGCAAUAGACAACCAUUUCCUGGGAUCAUUUAACCUUUAUGGCAUACCUCCAUCACCCAAAGGUGUUCCUAAGGUUGAUGUCACUUUUGAGAUCGAUGAUAAUGGGAUCUUGACUGUGUCUGCAGAACUAGUGGGCAGUGACAAAAGGAACCAGAUCACUAUAACCAAUCACCGUGGCAGGUUGUCAAAGGAUGAGAUUGAUCGGAUGCUGAAGGAGGCUAAGGAGUACAAGGCUCAAGAUGCGGAGCGCAAAAAGGCAUCCCAGGCUAGAAAUGCUUUGGAGAAUUACAUUCACCAGUGAAGGGGCAUAUUUAGAGUUUUGGUAGAGCGGUUUGGGCUGAAGAAAAUGAAAACUUUAAAAGAUGCAGUUGAGAACACUGCUAAAUGGUUAGAGUGGAAUUUCCCGCUUGGUGAUGCUCACAUGUUUGAGGAAAAACGGAAAGAGCUUGAGCUCAUAUGUGACUCUGCGCUUACCAAGGCGCAACCUCAGCCAGCAAGACGUGUAACACGUGUAACACGCGUAACACGCAGAUCUCGAGCUCUACAUAAAUGAGAUGCAUGACAAGGAGAGGUUGGGUUUUGCCAUUUUUUGUUUCCCAGAUUAUGGGGAGUUUCUAACAUUUUGGUACGGUAGUAUGGUAUUGCUUUAGUAGGAAU